Mercenaria mercenaria is the source of this 4351-nucleotide messenger RNA. RefSeq names its product attractin-like protein 1. Gene Ontology annotation, cellular component: Golgi apparatus. Lineage: Eukaryota; Metazoa; Mollusca; Bivalvia; Venerida; Veneridae. The transcript is spliced from 27 exons. The record is from RefSeq and is a predicted model, not a curated record. The coding region runs from base 34 to 3723 and encodes 1229 amino acids. Gene Ontology annotation, molecular function: protein binding.
AGAUCAAUUUAGUUGUGAAAAAAAGAGAAGAAAAUGGCUGAAAAACAUAUCAAUAAAAUUAGUUACAGAUACGUUUUCUUUUGUUUACAUCGGCCACAUUAUUAUAUUGCGAUUGCCUUUUACUUUGUAUGUUCAAUGACAAUUAUUUUGUGUGAUCAAGAGAAAAGCUGUAAUGGUCUCUCGUGUUACAACGGAAACUGUACGAAAAACAACACAUUUUGUCAAUGUUUUGACGGAUGGACAGGAAUUUCGUGUUCACACUGUAUUGGAAGAGUAAGAAUAACGACAGAUUCAGGUGUUAUAACAGAUGGGCAAGGCAAUUAUUCUGUUGAUAACAAGUGCAUGUGGCUGUUAGAACCAGACUCAGGGGGCAAGCCGAUUAGACUGACAACCACACAGUUUGCGACUGAGUGUGGUUGGGAUCAUUUGUAUAUAUUUGAUGGAGAUUCCUUGUACUCACCAUUAAUUGCUGCAUACAGUGGUUUAGUUCUACCAGAUAUUGAUGUGAACAAUAGCCUAGAAGAAAUUGUUGCUCAUUCCGGGAAAGCAUAUCUAUAUUUCUACAGUGAUGCUGCAUAUAACAUGACAGGAUUUACUUUACAGUACAGUGUGGGCAAUUGUCCGAAAAACUGUUCAGGACAUGGGGAUUGUUUGGAUUCCGUGUGUGUAUGUGAAGCAGGUUACACUGGUUCAUCCUGUGAUAUAGAGAUGUGUCCUAACGCGUGUUCAGGGAAUGGUACAUGUGAACAAAGUAUAGGAAAAUGCUUAUGUUUUCCGCAGUAUAAAGGUUUAGACUGCAGUACAUUGGUCAGAGAAGAGUCAUUGAUCCGUUAUGAGAAUGCCAAUUCACCAGUGGGUAGAGCCUCUGCAGCCUCUCUCAUGGAUGGAGAUGACCUUGUUAUUUCUGGUGGAUAUGCCUUUGGACAGGUCAUAGAUUUCCUGAUUGUGUACAACGUUACAACACACACUUGGCGUAAUAUAACCCCAUUGUCUACAGAUAAUCCAGAAUUCUUGUACGGACAUUCUAUGGUCAGCUAUAAGGAUUGUUAUUACUUACAUGGGGGUGUGUCAGGACAACACAUUGAGAGUCGUCUUUGGAUUUACAAUGCUACACAGAACAUAUGGUCAUACAAAGAUUACAACGAAACAAAGGCUGUUGCUGGGCACACGGCAGUUGUUGUCAAUAACACCAUGUACAUUAUUUUUGGCCACAGUCCUGUGUAUGGAUACAUGAAUAGAGUACAAGAGAUUCUGUUAGACACAGAGGACCUUGAGAUGAGUACAGUGAGUACAAAUGGAGCUCUUGUAAAAGGUGGUUAUGGACAUUCCAGUGUAUAUUAUGAAAAGACUGGGGAGAUAUAUGUAUAUGGAGGAUAUAUCUCUGGGAUGAGCAGCACUCGAUACUCACUGACAGACAAACUCUAUUCAUAUCAUCCUGCCAAUAAGCAAUGGAAAAUUUUAGCGGGGAGUGGUUCAGUAAGAUAUCUUCAUUCUGCAGUAUGGCUCGGUGAGCUGAUGUUAGUGUUUGGUGGGAACACACACAACGAUACAUCCAUCAGUUAUGGAGCAAAAUGUUACUCUCCUGAUUUCAUGGCCUAUGAUCCAGAGUGCAACUCUUGGAGAUACCUGAGUUCUGUUGAUCUUUUGCCAAAUGGUGCUAGAUAUGGACACAUUGCUCAAGCUUAUACUGCCUCAGAUAGACCGUACAUGUAUAUAUUUGGUGGAUUCACUGGUGUGAUGGAAAAUGAUGUCAUGAUUUAUGAACCAGGAUCAUGUUCUGUUUAUACUGAAAAUACUACAUGUGUGAAUAGUUUGCCAGGGAGAGUUUGUGUGUGGACAGACAAAGGCUGUUUGGAUAGACAUGUUGCUCAAGAAGAAAACAUCACUGAUACUGCGCAAUACACAAGUUGUGAACCUUUAAAAGGUGCAGCCGAAUAUUGUAGCCAACAGAAGUCAUGUGGCUCGUGUCUGUCCACAGCAUUUGAUUGUAAAUGGUGCUCCAAUAAUUGCUCCACAUCAUGCUCUCUCACUGAAAAGUAUAUGGUUACAGCAGUGCGAGACUGUCCACAUAAGUACAACACAAUUUGUAAUAAGUUAAACAACUGCCACGCCUGUCUGGAACAUGAAGAAUGUGUGUGGGACAAAGUCAAGAGAUCAUGCAGCUAUAGUCAGCAAGAGCACCAUUCAUUCUUUGGGACUGAUGAUAAAAAAGAGACAAAGAAGGAAGUGUGUGAUACACCAUGUUAUCUUCAUAAUUCUUGUGAGAAUUGCACCAACAGUGCCUGCAUGUGGUGCGGCUCACAGCAACGAUGUGUCGAAACCAAUUCUUAUGUAGCGUCAUUCUUGUAUGGACAAUGUCAAGAAUGGGUCACAGAUAACAAAAAAUGUCAUGCGACACAAUGUUCAGAUGUUUAUACAUGUGAGGACUGUAAGUCUAACCCUGGGUGUGGUUGGUGUAAUGAUGUAAGCAACACUGGUCUUGGCAAGUGUGUACGGGGAUCAGCGUCUGGCCCUGUAGCCAUGAAUAACUCUACAGGAAAAUACGAUGUGGAUAUAGGAAUAUGUCCAGCUGAAAGAUGGCACUUCAUUAAAUGUCCUUUAUGUCAGUGUAAUGGACACAGUUCAUGCAAAAAUGUAUCUAACAAAUGUGAUGCAUGUCAAAAUCUCACUGAAGGGGAACAUUGUGAUACUUGUAUUGAUGGUUACUAUGGAAACCCCAAAAAUGGAGGCAACUGCACAGCAUGUAGCUGUAAUGGACAGGCAGACACAUGCAACAGAGAGACAGGUUCUUGUUACUGUAGGACACGUGGUGUCAAAGGUGACCGCUGUCAAGUAUGUGACUAUCAGAAUAACUAUUUUGGUAACCCAAAUGAUGGAGGAACAUGUUACUAUGACUUGAGGACAGACUAUCAGUUUACAUUCAAUCUGUCAAAGCAAGAGGACAAACACUACACUGGCAUCAACUUUAUGAACAUUCCUGUAGCUAAUGAUAGGGAUGUGGACUUCACACUGAAUUGUUCAGGGGAAGCUUAUAUCAACAUCACCUGGAAAUCAAAAUCACAUCCACAAGAACAGUACAAGACGAGAGAGUACAUGUGCACUUAUUUUAGGUCCAAGUUUGAACACAAAGAUUACAAUUUUGGACCUGAUGAUAAUGUUACAUUCUAUGUGUAUGUUUAUGGCUUUGCAACUCCAUUUUGGCUGCAGAUCUCAUUUUCACAGUUCCCAAAGAUUGAUCUGGUCCACUUUUUUGUAACAUUCUUUAGCUGUUUCCUGACCUUACUUAUUAUAGCGGCAGUGUUGUAUAAAGUCAAACACAAGUAUGAUAGUUACAGACGUAGACAGAGGAUGAUUGUUGAAAUGGAAGAGAUGGCAAGCAGGCCAUUUGCUACAGCAGUUCUAGAAAUAGAAAGACGUGCAGAAAAUAUUGGGGCAGAGAAAAAAGAGAUGAAUCCGGACCUGAGAAAGAGAAAACGACCAUCUCAUAAACCAGGUCAAAUAGCACUGGAACCGUUACACAACCAGAAAGCAGCAGUAUUGUCAUUAUUUAUACAGUUACCAUGCGGGGACGAGGAGUGGUCGCCACCUGGUCACACAGGACUGGCAAUUGGAAGUGCUUUAGUAGCAUUUGGACACCAAAGAAAACAGAGUGCAGAGUUUGUAAAAACAGAGAAAGCCAAACACAAGAAGCAUGCAUUUUCAGUACAUGAUACAAACGUCUAGCACUAAAAUUAACUUUUACUUCAUCAUUCUACAUAAACAGAAACUUAUCUGAUAAUGGUCCCUUAGCUGUGUAUCGUGUUUCCAGUGUAUUAUGGACUCUUAUGUGAUAAUUAAAAAAAAUUAGGGCCACACCUCUUGGUGGAACCGAAUAGUAAUCUCUCUUUGUCUGUCUGUCUGUCUGUGUUUGGAUACUGUGUUCUAAACAAUACAAAAAAUACUUGAAAGUUGAAGUUGGCCAAGCAAAAUUUCUUGGAAUUAUAUUUGAUAAAAGAAAUUUUAUAUCACAUGUAAAAUAUCAUCAAGCCAAGUGCUUCAGUCUUUAAAUUUGUUAAAGGUAUUCAUCAUGAUAACCAUUGUUGUUUUUGCCCAUCUUACUGCGUAUUGGUGAAACUGUAAAUUUCAAUAUUGUGUUUGUGAAAGUUUUGCAAAAGUAAUGUAAUAAGUUAAUGUAACAGUUUUACUUUAGAAUGUUCUAAUUUAUGUUUCUUAAGUACACAAAUCAUAUUUGCGAAAUUAAACUUUCACGUAUUUAAUUGUUAAGAAUUAUAUAUAAGGAAGAUACAAAAAAUAUGAAAUAGCUUAGCUGAUGUCUCUGCUGGAAUUUUGUGUCAAGAAAAAUAAAAUACCA